This is a messenger RNA of Microtus ochrogaster (prairie vole), 4497 nucleotides long. RefSeq names its product mediator complex subunit 26 (gene Med26). The record is from RefSeq and is a predicted model, not a curated record. Gene Ontology annotation, molecular function: transcription coregulator activity. NCBI's taxonomy places the organism in Eukaryota, Metazoa, Chordata, Mammalia, Rodentia, Cricetidae. Gene Ontology annotation, cellular component: core mediator complex; mediator complex; nucleus. Gene Ontology annotation, biological process: regulation of transcription by RNA polymerase II; positive regulation of gene expression.
GCUCAGCGCUGGGGCAGCUCACUGGAGUUUGGUUCUCGAGGCGGCGGUGUUGGCGGCGGCGGCUCCUCCGUCGGCUCCUCCUCCUCCUCCUUGCUCGGCGGUGGCGGUGGCGGCGGCGGUGGUCCGGGGCCUGAGCUCCGGUCCCCUCCGCUUCCCUCCGUCUUCCGCCAUCUCCCCUAGCGCCCCGACCUCCUCCGGCGCCGCGGGGAACAUGCGGCUCCGUUCCCGGAGGCCGGCGAGUGACUGACCCGCGUCCCCCCGCCUCAGCCUGCCCGCCCGCCGGCCCGUCCGCUCCCCCCCGCUUGGCUCAGGCAAUGACAGCGGCUCCGGCGUCUCCGCAGCAGAUGAGGGACCGGCUGCUGCAGGCCAUCGACUCCCAGAGCAACAUCCGGAACAUGGUUGCAGUAUUGGAAGUGAUCUCCAGUCUGGAGAGAUACCCCAUCACCAAAGAGGCACUGGAGGAGACACGACUAGGGAAGCUCAUCAAUGAUGUCCGCAAGAAAACUAAGAACGAGGAGCUGGCCAAGCGGGCCAAGAGGCUUCUGCGGAGCUGGCAGAAACUCAUUGAACCCGUGCACCAGAAUGAGGUGGCACUACGGGCACUGGCAGGAGCUGCAGGCUCUGCCAACGGGGGUGCACACAACUGCCGGCCAGAGGUGGGAGUGGCCAGCACACCCAAGAGCAUCCAUGACCUGAAGAAUCGCAACGACAUCCAGAGGCUCCCUGGGCAGCGACUAGACAGACUGGGUAGCCGUAAGCGCAGGGGGGACCAGCGUGAUCUGGGCCACCCAGGGCCACCCUACAAAGUUUCCAAAUCUAGUCCUGACCCACUAGUCCCCAAUGCAUCCCCUCUCCCCACUAAUGGGAUCAGUGGGAGCCCAGAGAGCUUACCCAGCCCUCUGGAUGGUAGUGGGCACAUGGGCUCUGAUGGCAGCCGCCUGGAGCCCAGCGAGAACGAGAAGCACAGCACCAAGAUCCCUGUGAACGCCGUGCGGCCGCGCCCCAGCUCCCCUGGCCUGGGCAAGCCCCCCGUGCCCUGCCUGCAGACCAAGACUGCGCAGUUGCAGCAUUUGGACAGGGUGGAUGAGCCGCUAGGCCCUCCCCAUCCCAGGGGGGCCUCUCGCUGCUCUUUCAGCCCCCGGAACUCACGGCACGAAGGCUCCUUUGCCCGGCAGCGGAGCUCUUACACAACGAAAGGCCCCUUGUCCAGCCCCUCCUCACGCCCCCAACCACUGGACACCAUACAGGUGCCAUCCCCACUCCCACUGGCCCAGCCAUCCACGCCCCCUGUGCGGCGGAUGGAGCUGCAGUCCAGCGCUGAGAGCCCCGUACACUGGCCAGAGCAGCCCGAAGGCCACCCGCGGCUAACAGGGCCAUCCUGCAGGGUUGGGUUGUCGCCAGACUCUUCCAAGGCGGACAGUGAUGCUGCCUCCUCGGGUGGCUCGGACAGCAAAAAGAAAAAGAGGUACCGACCUCGAGACUACACGGUGAACUUAGAUGGACAGGUGCCUGAGGCAGGCGUCAAACCUGUGCGGUUAAAAGAGCGGAAGCUCACCUUUGACCCCAUGACGAGACAGAUCAAACCUCUGACCCAGAAAGAGCCGGUGCGGGCUGACAGCCCCGUACCCACAGAGCAGCCACCUAGGACAGAACUGGACCAGCAGGAGGCCAAAGCCAGUCUCCAGAGUCCUUUUGAGCAGACGAACUGGAAGGAGCUGUCGCGCAACGAGAUCAUCCAGUCCUACUUGAGCCGCCAGAGCAGCUUGUUGUCAUCGUCUGGUGCGCAGACCCCAGGCGCGCACCACUUUAUGGCAGAGUACCUGAAGCAGGAGGAGAGCAGUCGGCGAGGAGCCCGCCAGCCUCAUGUGCUGCUGCCACUGCCUAUGCCCACUGACCUCCCCGGGCUCACUCGGGAGGUCACACAGGACGAUCUGGACAGAAUCCAGGCCCAACAGUGGCCAGGGGUGAACGGGUGUGAGGACACACAGGGUAAUUGGUAUGACUGGACGCAGUGCAUAUCGCUCGACCCACAUGGCGACGAUGGGCGCUUGAACAUUCUGCCUUAUGUCUGCUUGGACUGAGCACUUGGCCUGGUCAUCAAGUGCAUUCUCACCUUGCAGGGGCUAGGCUGGCCAGCCGGGAGGGCGGGCAUGAGGCUCGCUCUCCACCCUCCUUUUGUGAAAUGCUGCUACCAGUUUACUAACGAUUACAAAGGAAGGGCCGCUCAGAGGGCAGACGGCAGAGGGAGUUCAGAACUCUAUAGCAAGCCAGCUAUAAAGCGUUAGUCCCCCCACCCCAGAAGAGGUGCGAAGUACCGAAGACGGGGACCUCAGUGGCAGGCAGGCACAGGAACCCUGUGGGCGAGGUUACCUUAACAGCAACAGACGCACAUCUCAUCUCUGCAUCUCCUGCUCUUUGGCUCUGGUGUCUCUGAGGUUCAGGCCACUUCUCCGGCCUCUGUCAAUCCAGUGUUUUCUUUCCUUCGUGUUGUGCGCUAGAAGCUUCUCUGCUGUGGUGAGCCCUGGCAUUGGGCGGGUGGGCCAGCUUCACCCACACUGCACAGAUGCCCACCCAUCUGUAUAUGGUUUCAGUUCAACCCCAGUUCUUAAAGAAAUGCUGCAGAAACUUCAGUUUUCUCAUUUAUUUCAUCCUUUUUUCCACCUGACCACCAGCCAAAUGACUUUUCCUUUCUUUUUUCCUCUUCAUAUCUCUAGAAAAUGCCAUCUUUCUAGAGCCCUCAACCCACAAAAUUCCCGAGGGUGCUACUGGCGUGAGUUGCCCUGCUGGGCGAGGGGAAUGCCGUCUGUUCGCUGGAAACACUCAUAACCAUUCCUUUAGAUUCGUUUGCCUUAUGGUUGUCAUAAACGCGAUUUGCAAAAACAAGGAGCCUUAGUGAAUGUACAGUACCUAGACUUCUGCGUCGGCGCAGAAGGGAGCAACUUUGCUAUUUGGUCCAGUAAGUGGACACCUUGUGAUAUAAAUGUGGAAAUAAAAAAAAAAAACAUUUGCACAAACCCGUUUUUGAGUCAUUUCUCAUUUUAUACUUGAUCUUUUUCUGGAGCCCACAGCCACAUCCAAUGUUCCCAGUCUUGGUGGUAUCCCAUUUUAACUUGCUUCUGUGGCAGCAGGCAGGCCCCUCCUACCUGCCUUUCAUUCAUUUGGGGUCAACCACAUCACCCACCCAGAGAAGCCCCCUUCUGCAGGCCGUGUAGCUGGUGACACCUUCUCUGCCCACCAGUACUUUGUGACAUGGCAAGGCCCUGAGCAGCGCUACGGCUGAGUGCAUUAGAACUAUCUAGUUUUCUCCUCUCCCAGAAAUCAAUAAGCCAUGAUUAGGUUUCCAGGUUCGUUUUCUUUUCACUGAGAUAGACAUCUGUUUAAUUUCAUAGAUGAGCAGACACAGUUACCCAUAAAACAGCUGCAUGGGGUCAAGUUCUAGAACAUUGCGAUUUUUAGGAUCACAGCCAACCCAUAAUCACAGGGGGUUUUUUUUGUUUGGUUUUUGUUUUGUUUUGUUUUUGAGAGCCAGUACGGAUUUACAAGGCUUGGUGCAGGAUGGUACCACUCCCAUUAAAGGCCCAUUUGAGGAGGUGGAACCCAGCUGUGUGGCCCUGGGCCUCUGGGCCAGUGUUCACUCGUGAGCGCAUGUUCCUGUUGUGAGAUGAGAAGGCCUUCACAAAGUUGCCAGGGCCAAAUCCAAUAGGAGAUAAAAGCAACCAAAACCCAGUUGGUGACGAAAGGCUGUGUACCCAGCUGGAGGGCAUUAGGGUACCUACAGAGGCUAGCGUCCUGUCACCGGCUUCUUGUCUCAGACCCGGGCUUUGAAACAAGCCCUUACUACUCGGAUCCCAAGGCGCAGGGACUGCCACACCUAUGUUGAGUAUACAGCAAGCCCCAGGGGGGGUACACAUGCGCUACCUCGGGAACAGGGAUGAGCUACAAACACACCCCCGACACUCAGGCAGCCGAGUUGGGCUGCCAUUUUCUAAACUGCUAAUAAAGACACUGUAAAGGAGAAAGUCGAGGUCGGUGAGGUGACUAAGCAGAUACACGGUUGCUGUGAAGGCAAAGAACAGGAGUUGGAUCUCCUGAACCCACCUGGUGGAAGGAGACAACAGACUCAAGUCCUCCUCUGACCCCACCCUCUCACACAUAUGAAUGAAUACAUUUUUAAGGGACCGGAACAACUCCCACAGCCACUUGAAAGCACACUAUCUUCGGAAUCGAGUUUUGUCGCUAGGAUGACUGUGCUGAAGUCUUGUCCUGCUUCGGGGCUCUCGCCAGCAGCUUCAGCCCGGCCGGAGGGCUCUGCAGACAAGUGUCGCAGGAAGCGCCCCGCCCUGGGUUGUCAGGGGAGGGUGACACCUACCGCACAGAUUCCGAGGAUCGGCGUCCUCCGGAUGCUCGGCUUCAGUCGGCUUCUUUUCUCCUGAAAGAUCUUUUAUUAAUCCGGUUCGGGCCCUAGGCAUCCCGCUUUCCCAGCCACAAGUGGGCGGG